Oncorhynchus gorbuscha (pink salmon) is the source of this 5633-nucleotide messenger RNA. RefSeq names its product apoptosis-stimulating of p53 protein 2-like. Gene Ontology annotation, biological process: regulation of apoptotic process; signal transduction. The record is from RefSeq and is a predicted model, not a curated record. Lineage: Eukaryota; Metazoa; Chordata; Actinopteri; Salmoniformes; Salmonidae. Gene Ontology annotation, cellular component: nucleus. Gene Ontology annotation, molecular function: p53 binding.
UAGGCUGCUAGCACUCCGCCGAACUAGUACGCUGUCAGCGGUGUUUCAGGGCUGGAUAGGCACCUACGGCCUCGGAAAACUAUUGCAAAAUAUAUAUAUAAAAAAUUAUCGCACAUAUCCGUGUUAUUUGAUCGGUUUGGGUAAUGGUCAGGUGAUAAUUUGAGAUUCGAACGCAAUGCGUUUCCGUCCACGACUACCAACUUCUAAGCAAUACAAUCGCCACUAAAAACUUUAUUUUCCAGAAGGCCUUGCAUUUUGUUACAACAGGUCCACGGAAUAGGAAGAGAGGAGACUGAUUAGGCUAUUAGACAACGAAAUACAUUGUAUUAUCUUUGGCCUUUUUUACAAUUGAACAACAAGAAGAGAACUCAUCUACACGAUUAUAUCGGACAGGCUACGGGACAGGAUCCGGAUUAAAAAUACAUUGAGCUACAACGCCACCAGCUCUCCUAGAUACUACGAUCCAAGGAAUUAUUUAACUGGUUAAAUGCGGUACGAGGCUAAAAUGAUGCCGAUGUUCUUGACAGUGUACCUCAGUAACAAUGACCAGCAUUUUACCGAGGUGCCCGUUACCCCGGAUACUCUGUGCCGGGACGUGGUGGAGCUGUGUAAGGAGCCCGGAGAGACAGAAUGCCACCUGGCUGAGAUGUGGCGCGGAUCUGAGCGACCUGUGGGAGAUGGGGAGCGGAUGCUGGACGUGCUUCAGCGCUGGGGACAGCACAGGGCAGAGGUGCGCUUCUUCCUGCGUCAUGACCGAGCGCCCAGCAGAGAAUCGGGUGGCUCCCGAGGAUCAGACUCAAAGAGGAAUGGAGUGAAGAGCCCCUCAGAUAGACGGAUGGAGAACGGGGUGCCGGCCCCACGGAUGGACAUGACUCUGGCUGAGCUGCAGGAAAUGGCUGCCAGACAGCAGCAGCAGAUAGAUGCACAGCAACAACUCCUCGCCUCCAAGGAGCAGCGUCUGCGCUACAUGAGGCAGCAGCAGCAGCAAGCGUCCGAGCAGGAGAAGUUGCAGCGUCUCAAGGAGAAUGUGGAGAACCAGGAGACCAGGCUGAAGAAGGUCCGGGCCCUCAAGGGCCAGGUGGAGCAAAAGCGCCUCAGCAACGGCAAGCUAGUGGAGGAGAUAGAGCAGAUGAACCGUCUGUUCCAACAGAAGCAGAAGGAGCUGGUGGUGGCUGUGUCCAAGGUGGAGGAGCUCAGCAGACAGCUGGAGAUGCUCAAGAACGGCAAGAUGGACUCCUUCCACGACAACCAGAGCUCUGUGGCUGAACUGGACCUCCUCUACAAGGAGCUACAGCUGCGUAACAAGCUGAACCAGGAGCAGAACUCAAAGCUGCAGCAUCAGAGAGAGAGUCUGAACAAGCGCAACCUGGAGGUGGCCUCUAUGGACAAAAGGGUCAGUGAGCUCCGAGACCGCCUCUGGAAGAAGAAGGCCGCUCUGCAGCAGAAAGAGAACCUGCCUCCCCAGAUGCCCUGGCCCUCAGAGCCGGCCUCUAUCAAAAAAAAUGGCUACCCUGGUAAGGAGAGGGCUUCAAAAGACGCUCAUCCCCAGCUGCCCUCUGAUUGUCCGGGGAGUCAGCAGCAGCAUCAGGGUCCUUCUCGUGUGGCGGCUGUCGGCCCGUACAUCCAGUCGUCCACCAUGCCUCGCGGCCCAGUGAGACACGAGCUGCUGGUCAAACCUGCUGUCUACCCCGACGCCACCACUAACAUGCCUGCACAACCAGAUCCCCAGGGCAAGGCCAACACAGCUAAAUUGUCAGAGUGGGGCCCUUCUGGACCAGAGCCCAACAGCAGUAUUCAUGGGUCAUCCUCCACACUGCCCAGAAUGACCUCUCACCCCAACCCCAACACAGAGCAAGAUGAGACUGAGGAGAUGAAGAAGGACAGGAGGGUGCGUCCCUUUUCCAUGUUUGAGCCCACUGAAGUGCCCACCGCCUCCCUCCGCAAGAACCAGAGCAGUGACGACCUGGUCAGAGACUCCCAGUCUGCUGCUAAACCCCCAGUUAAGGUUCCCCCACCCGUUGCCAGUAAACCCAAAGCACACAGUGGUGCCCCCUAUGGCAAGCCAGGCUUCAACACAGGCACCUUCCCCAAGGCCAAGCCUCCCAUCCAGCACCAGCAAUCCCAGGGGGGCCCACAGGCCCAUGUCUCUCUGCCCCCCUCCCAGAGCCAGACCCUGCCCCUGCCCUCAAAGCAGGACCCCCCUCCGGCCGCCACCGUCAGACCCUUCACCCCAGAGCUGCCUAAAGACCUGAUCAAGCCCCAGACCCUGACAGCCAGCUCCAUCUACUCCAUGUACACCCAGCAGCCCACCCCAGGCAAGCCCUUCCCACCGGCCUUGCAGGGGGCUCUCAACAGGAGCCAGAGCCGUGGCAACGGAUUUGUCAGUGUGUACGGUAAGCCCGUGAUCCCCAGCGGAGGCCCCCAGCACCCAGAGAACCCUUACUGCGAGCAGCGACACUCCCCAGACCAGCACUCUGAGGUGGACCACGGGGCCCCCCAUGUCCCCCCCACCGAGGGCCAGCAGGGGGAGACAGAGCGCACCCCUCGUCCCCUCAGCCCCACCAAGCUGCUGCCCUUCAUCUCCAACCCUUACCGCCACCAGAGCGACGGGGACCUGGAGGCCCUCAGGAAGAAGCUGUACAACGCCCCACGGCCCUUGAAGAAACGCAGCUCUAUCACAGAGCCCGAGGGCCCCGCGGGGCCCAACAUCCAGAAACUGCUAUACCAGAAGACCACACUGGCUGCUAUGGAGACCGUCCUCACCACGCCCACCACACCCGAGGCUGUGAAGGAGGAGGGAGGGGCAGGGCCUGAGCACACUCCCCCACCAGCCAUCCCAAAGAAAGACCGAGAGGAGUUCACUCCGCCUCCCCAUCCGGCCCAUCCUGCACCGCGACCUGACCAGCCCCUGUUCCCCGCACCGCCCCCUGUUGCUGCUGUUGGCAUGGAGGAGCCCAGUCCACCCAGCCUGACCCCUCCUCCAGAGACUUUCACGGAGGAGUUCCCCCCCUACCCCCCACCACCGUACCCCAGCGGGGCUGGACAGGAGAGCCUAGGGGAGGACACUCUCAGCAUGCAGGCACCAGAGGUCACCGGACAGGUCACAUUGCCACCUGGGAAGAGGACCAACCUGCGUAAGACUGGCUCAGAAAGGAUUGACCACGGUAUGAGGGUGAAGUUUAACCCCCUGGCCCUGCUCCUGGACUCCUCUCUGGAGGGAGAGUUUGACCUGGUCCAGAGGAUCAUCUACGAGGUGGAGGACCCUAGUCUGCCAAAUGAUGAGGGGAUCACAGCCCUCCACAACGCAGUCUGUGCCGGACACACGGAGAUCGUCAAGUUCUUGGUGCAGUUUGGUGUCAACGUCAACGCAGCCGACAGUGAUGGAUGGACUCCGCUGCACUGCGCGGCCUCCUGUAAUAACGUGCAGGUGUGUAAGUUCCUGGUUGAGUCCGGAGCAGCGGUGUUUGCUAUGACCUACAGUGACAUGCAGACGGCAGCAGAUAAGUGUGAGGAGAUGGAGGAGGGAUACAUCCAGUGCUCCCAGUUCCUCUACGGAGUGCAGGAGAAGAUGGGCAUUAUGAACAGGGCCGUAGUCUACGGCCUGUGGGACUACUCCAAUGACAAUUCUGAUGAGCUGGCGUUCCGCGAGGGUGACUGCAUGACCAUCGUUCGCCGGGAGGACGAGGACGAGAUCGAGUGGUGGUGGGCGCGCAUGGGCGACACCGAGGGGUACAUCCCUCGGAACCUUCUGGGGCUUUACCCAAGAAUCAAGCCCAGACAGAGAAGCCUGGCUUAGACCGGCUCAUCCUGAACUGGACACGGUCUGCAUCUUAGGCUAUGUUUACAUAGGCAUCCCAAUUCUAAUAUUUUUUUGACCAGUCACAUCAGAUCUUUUCACAUCAGAACUUUUUCAGAGCUGAUCUGAUUGGUCAAAAGACCAAAUGGUGAAGACAAAUGCCUGUCUAAAUGCAACCUAAUUGGUCCACAGUAGCUUUCGCUCCUCGUCUCCUCUCCUCGUCUUUCUCUGCUUCAUCUGCUCUGACCUGUCAUGUCACGAUGGGUACUAGUAAUAUGUUAGAAGGUUCCAGGGUAAUUUGAUCUCACUUUGCCAGCUCUUUCACAUCCGUGAGGAUGGAUGAAAUGAGGCAAGGGAAGGGAGCCAGUCGAGACAACAAUUGAUAUGGAGAUCCAUGCAGGCUUUAACAGGACUUUACAAGGACAGGCCAACAAUCACAUGAAGAAGCGUUGAAAGACCAAACCACUUGAAGGAUUUUAAACUGACCUAUGAACACUACUUGUCAGGCGGGCCUAUAACCACUGACUCUAUGGCCCGACUGUGGCACUUUUAUAUACCAGCAGAAGAGGUUUUCCACGUGUAUUUUUCAGACCACUAUGUGUGUAUAAGGCACUAAAGGCAUUAUGUUUCUCUACAUGUUAGUCAUAUUAUUUUCAGGUCAGAUUUAAGUAUCUGCAGUUAUAUUGAUCGGAACUCUGGGGAUAAAUGGAACAAACAGUAUUUUUAUGUAGAAAGGUGAUUUUUACACUUCUAAAACAGUCUUUCAAACUGUGUUUUCUUCUGGGUUAAUAUUUAAUUUGAACCCUGUUAGAAAGAGCUGGAGCUGAAGAGAGUAUUAGGUGAGUGAAUGAAUGAGUGUAAUGUUUGGUGAUGUGUGACAUUCUGUCUGAACAGUUAUUCUGUUACCUCGACAAUCCCUGUGGGGGCUCGGUCUGCUUGUCAUUUCCUGUUUUUAGUGGCCGUGUCCCUCUGUGCAACUAAAAUGUUUAACCCAUGUUUCAGCAUUGACCCUACUGUAUUGGCAAGUGUGUGUGUGUGUGUGUGUGUGUGUGUGUGUGUGUGUGUGUGUGUGUGUGUGUGUGUGUGUGUGUGUGUGUGUGUGUGUGUGUGUGUGUGUGUGUGUGUGUGUGUGUGUGUGUGUGUGUGUGUGUGGCGCUAUUACCACUGUUCAGCUUAUCAAAUUGGGGGGGGUGUAUAAUGCUAAUGGUUGGCAAAAUUUAGCCUAUGCCACUGUUGAUUUAGCAAUUGCUAUUGACUCUUGUUCUUUUAUGAUGCCAAUAUAGCCUGUGAUAUGUUUUCUAUGUGAGCAGAUUAUUAGCAUCGCUCAUUAUGUUUCUCUACACUGGCUUUAUGGUUGAGAUAUAACAAACCUAAUAGUACUGCGGUUGUGCUAUUGUCACAAUGAGCAUUCCUCUGAAACUAACUCACUUGUCGAAUCCAUGUUUUCUGUUGCUGAAAUGAUGUCCACACAAUUCAUUUGGACCAUUUAGCCAUGUAGGAAGGAUGAGACUAAACUUCAAGAGACAUUUUUCACCUGUUAUACCUGUGUAGCUUUUGAUUGAAGAGUAAGAGAUGGCAAAAGAUUCAUGGUUACAAUGGCAGACAAGGAUGUCUUUCUUUCAAAUCUCUCAAGCAGGUUUAAUUGAAUGAAAACUCGGUUAAUCUGCUCAUUCAUAGUAAGGAAUUCUGCAUCAACUCGCCUCCACCCUUCCCACUGUCUUACUCAACAGAUGUAUUUAUUUUUGUUACCUUAAUAUCAUUUCUUUUUGUCUCGUCAAAACUAUAACCUCACGUGGAGAAUUGUAAACAUUUACAAUAAAAAUACUUUGCAAACUAA